AUGCUCGGAGCUUUUGAAAAAAAUGACGCGCAUAUGACUGUUAGGAUCAUUUUAUUCACGAAAAAGGUUGAUGGAAAAAAGGUACUAGAACCUCUAGCUGAUAUUUUUAAUCAGCAAGAUUCGUUAGUUUCUGUAUCUGUUGCUGGGAAAAAACGAAGUAUUGGCCAGUGGCAUCUUGAACAAGUAUUUGAUGAUGGCGAUUACCAUCACUUUUAUCGCGACCUAACAAUAAAGAAACACGAUAGCCUCCAUCCUGAGGCUCUUCUUGAACUCUUGGCGAUAACAUCAAUUUCAAAACUAAAUGGGCACUUCGAGCAAGUAUUUAAACACGCUGAGCGUCUUUGUCCUCAAGAAGUUUAG
Messenger RNA from Funneliformis mosseae, 360 nucleotides. The record is from the annotation of a GenBank genome assembly. Lineage: Eukaryota; Fungi; Glomeromycota; Glomeromycetes; Glomerales; Glomeraceae.